UUCCAGGCAAGAUGAGAAAACUAGGUGGUGCUGAGCCGCUGGACCGCCUGAUUUGGGGGUCCGUUUUUCCAGCAGCGCCAGUGAACCUGAAGUGCAGACUCUGUUGGUUUUUUUUUACACACCUUAAAUAAAUUCCCCUUCGCCAGCUCAGGGUGGGGACUGGACAGUCAUAAACUCCAGUGCAGUGAGAUGCCAUCCAGGAAGAAAGGGGCAGUGCUGUGCUGAUGCCACCGUUGUGAAACCAGAGCUGUCCGUCUGCCUCCAUCUUCCUGGAUCCCUGGGGGCUUCUGGUUGGAGAAGCUCUCCACAUUUAUAUCGGGUGAACAGAAGCUGAGACCAGAGCAAUGACCGAGUCCUACAUGAAGAGAUUGUCCUUUGCCCUUCUUGAUGCGGUCACCGACAAGGACCCUGUGGUACAGGAGCAGGUUUGCAGUGCUUUGUGCUCCCUGGGGGAAUUGCGGCCGGCAGAGAUGCUCCGCGCCUGUGAGGAGUACCUGAAGAAGCAUGACAAGCUUGCACAUCCAUACCGCGCCAUGGUCCUGAGGGCCAUGGAAACAGUCCUGAGCAGUCACAUCCACAAGCUGGACAAAGACACGGCCAGUGCCAUCAUCCUUUUGGCCUCCAGUGAGAUGACCAGGACAAAGGAGCUGGGCUGUGACUGGCAACAGGCUGCGAGCAGCGUCCUGGUGGCUGUGGGGAAGCGGUUCACCAAUCAGGUGAUGGAGGAGGUACUCAGCAAGUUCCAGCCUGGGCUCCUGCCACACUGCUCUGUGCUGCAGACUCUCUCCAGCCUCUCAGUGUCCAAUGCAUUCGGCAUGGUCCCCUUCCUGCCAUCUGUCCUGAGCACCAUGCUGCCCAUGCUGAGUAUGGCCAAGCAGGAUGCAAUGAGGGUGAUGUUCUGCUAUGCCCUGCAGCACUUCAGCGAGAGCACCCUAGAGUACCUGGCCAACCUGGACCAAGCCCCGGACCCCACAGUCAGGAGGGACACCUUUGCUGCUGACAUCUUCAGUGCCUACGACAUUCUUUUCCACCAGUGGCUACAGACCCGAGAUGCCAAGCUCCGGCUUGCCGUGGUAGCUGCCCUGGGACCCAUGAGCCACCUGCUGCCCAGUGAGAAGCUAGAAGAACAGCUCCCCAAGCUGCUUCCAGGAGUUCUCAGCCUCUACAAGAAGCAUGCAGAAACCUUCCAAAUAUCCAAGAGCCUGGGCCAGAUCCUUGAGGCAGCUGUGAACCUGGGCAGCCGCACCCUGGAAGUUCAACUUGAUGCCCUUCUGGCUGUUCUGCACUCUCAGGUCUGUGUGCCUGUGGAGUCUUCAAGCCCGCUGGUGAUGGGCAGCCGGAAUGAGGUACUGCGCUGCUUCACUGUGCUGGCGCGCUGCUCACCUGACCGCCUACUAGCCUUUCUGCUACCCAGGCUGGACACCAGUAACGAGAGGCUCCGCGUGGGCACCCUGCACAUCUUGAGGCAUGUCAUUAACUCAGCUGCUGCUCAAAUGGAAGCAAAGAAGCCCUUCAUCCUCUCUUCCAUGAGGCUUCCUCUGCAGGACACCAACAACAAGGUAAAACGGGCAGUGGUCCAAGUGAUCAGCGCCAUGGCCCACCACGGAUACUUGGAGCAGCCUGGAGGAGAGGUGAUGAUCGAGUACAUCGUGCAGCAGUGUGCACUCCCUCCGGAGCAGGAGACCGAGAAGCAGAACCUUGAGGGCGAGGCCCUGGCAGCAGAAGACAGUGUGAGAGCUGUCAGCAUCAGUACCCUCUACCUGGUCAGCACCACAGUGGACAGGAUGAGUGAUGUCCUCUGGCCCUACCUGCUGGAAUUCCUCACCCCUGUGCGCUUCACUGAGGCCUUGACCCCACUCUGUAGGAGCCUCGUGCAUUUGGCUCUGAAGAGGCAGGAGGCAGGGGCAGAUACCUUGCUGGUCCAGUAUGACACCCACACAAACCUCCCAUCUCCCUAUGCCGUGAUCACAAGACUGCUGGUUGUAUCUUCCAGCCCCUACCUGGGCAGUGGGCGAGGGGCGGCCUCGCUACGUCUCCUGAAGGUUCUGCAGCAGAACAUCCACCCUUUGCUGGCCCAGCGGUGGGAGACAGCCAUCACCCUGUUGCUGGAAUAUCUAGAUGAGCACACUGAAGAAACACUUUCGCUGAAGGAAUGGGAGGAAAAGCUUCUGAUGUUCCUGCGUGAAACUCUAGCCGUCAUUUCUGACAACGUGUGGAUUUGCCAGCUGAGCCUGGAGAUGUGCAAGCAGCUGCCAUGCUACAACGGGACACCCCAGGAGAAGAACUUCCUGUAUAAAUGCAUAGGAACUACCCUGGUUGCUGCUACAAGUAAGGAAGUGGUGAGGAAGCAUCUGCAGGAGCUUCUGGAAACAGCCAGAUACCAGGAGGAAGUGGAACAUGAGGGCCUCGCCUGCUGCUUUGGGAUCUGUGCCAUCUCCCACCUUGAAGACACGCUGGCCCAGCUGGAGGACUUUGUAAAGUCUGAUGUGCUCAGGAAAUCCAGUGGCAUCUUUAGCAUUUUUAAGGACCGAAGCGAGCAUGAGGUAGAGAAGGUCAAGAGUGCACUGAUCCUGUGCUAUGGGCACGUAGCGGCACGGGCCCCCCGAGAGCUUGUGCUGGCCAAGGUGGAGUCCGACAUCCUCCCCAACAUGUUCCAGUGCUUCAACAACAAGGUUCUGGGAAUAAAAGUAGAAACCAAGGACCCAACCCUGAAGCUGAGCCUCGUCCAGAGCCUGUGCAUGGUUAGCCAGACUGCCCGCAGCAGUACUCAGCCUGGCUCCUUCCACUUCUCAAGGAAAGCAGAACUGGUGGCACAGAUGAUGGAGUUCAUCAAGGCAGAGCCCACAGACUCCCUGACCACACCUCUUCGGAAGAAAGCCAUGCUCACCUGCACUCAUCUGCUCUUUUUGGAGCCACCAUUAGAAGAGCAGGCACAGGCUGACGUGAUCCAUGGCUGCCUACAUAGUGUCAUGGCCCUGCUUCCUGAGCCUCAGGGAGAGGAUGGUGGCUGCCAGGAGCCCCUGUAUCUGGACACAAUACUUGCCCUUGAAGACUUGCUGACAAGCCUGUUGCAGUGGAACAUGACACCCCAGGGCCUGCAGGUCAUAAUUGAGCACCUGAGCCCAUGGAUCAAGUCCCCACGGGGCCAUGAGAGGGCACGGGCACUGGGUGUGAGUGCCCGCCUGUUGCGCUACUUCCUGGAGCACCUGCAAGUCAGCGCUCUGGUGCCCUUCCACAACCUGGGCCUCCUCGUGGGCCUCUUCUCCCCCCGCUGUGCGGACCUGUGGCCUGCCACCCGCCAGGAGGCUGUGAACUGCAUCCACUCCUUGCUCUACCUACAGCUGGGCUAUGAUGGCUUCUCCCGAGAACACCGUGAUGAAGUGGCCGAGCGACUCCUCCCUCUCAGAGACAGUCUCGUGCAUGCUGACCCUGCUGUCCUCUUCCAUGCCUGCCACAGCAUAGCCCAGAUUAUUGCCAAGCGCCUCCCACCAGACCAGCUCAUCAGCCUCUUGCUAACUAUGUUUGAGGGCCUGGGAGACCCUGACAAGAACUGUUCUCGAGCAGCUACUGUCAUGAUCAACUGCCUACUAAAGGAGCGAGGCACCAUGCUAAAGGAGAAGGUGCCUGAGAUUGUGAGCGUGCUACGUUCCAAACUGCAGGAAGUCCAUGAGGAGCACAUCCUGCCUGCUGUCCAACACAGUGUGUACCUGCUGGCUUCCCAGCACUGUACCACCGUGGUGUCCAGCCUCCUGGGCAGUCCCCUGCCCUUUGACAGCCACACCUGUGCCCUGUGGCGUGCGCUAGCCAUGGAGCCGAGCCUCACUGCGCAGGUCCUGGGGCUGCUCCUGGAGAAGGUGAGCAGGGACAUGCCAUUCAAGGAGAGCCGCGCCUUCCUUCUGGGCAGCACUCCCGACCGAGUAGCCACACUUCUGCCCCUGGCGGCUACCUGUGCACUGUACGAGGUUGUGUCUGCCCCUGCAUCAGGGACUACAGUGCUAGAGCUCUACCCGCAGCUGUUUGUGGCUCUCCUGCUACGUGUGAGCUGCACUGUAGGUGUCCAACUGCCCCGGAACCUGCAAGCCAAGGAAAGGAGGGCCACCAGCACAGCCCUCCAUACCAGAAGCCUUGAGCCCUGCAGCUCUGCGGUGGAUGCCCUGCAGGCCCUAUUGCUCCGAGGCGGCAGUCAGGAUGUGGUGCAGUUAAUGGAGCUGGAAGGAGGCUGGGAAUUGCUCAGGACCUCCACAGGGCAUGAGGAGGGGGUUACCCAACUGGCCAGUGCCAUGGCCAAGUGUGCUGGCCCUCGGCUGCCCCUGGUGACGAAGGCACUUCUGUGUACACAGAGCAGUGUAUAUGAGAUCCAGAGGGUCACUUCCACAGCCUUCCUGGCUGAGCUGCUCAGCAGCAAUGUGGUCAACGACCUAAUGCUUCUGGAGUCCCUGGUGGACGACCUGCUGGCCCGACAGAAGGAUUCCAGUGCCAGCGUGAGACGGCUGGUGCUCCGUGGGCUGGCUAACAUCGCCUCCAGUUCGCCUGACAAGGUAAGGACUCACGGCCCCCAGCUCCUAACAGCUAUGAUCAACGGGCUGGAUGACAACGAUGACCACAGGCUGGUGGCCCUGGAGGCCAUGGUGGGCCUUGCACGACUGCUGAACUUCAUGGAGCCCUGGGACCUGCACUCUGUACUGCUGCACAUGGCUAUCCGCAUCCGGCCCUUCUUCGACAGUGAGAAGGUGGAGUUCCGGACAGCAUCUAUUCGCCUCUUUGGCCACCUCAACAAGGCCUGCCAUGGGGACUGUGAAGACAUCUUCCUGGAGCAGGUUGUGGGUGGGCUGGUGCCCCUCCUGCUACACCUGCAGGACCCUCAGGCCCCUGUGGCCAGUGCCUGCAGAUUUGCCCUGUGUAUGUGUGUCCCCAAUCUGGAAUGUGCCGAGUUGGCCACUGCCUUCCAAAAGCACCUGCAAGAAGGCCGAAGCCUGCACUUCGGGGAGUUCCUCAAUUCCACCUGCAAGCACCUGAUGCAUCACUUCCCUGACCUGCUGGGCCGCCUGGUGAGCACCAACCUGUUCUACUUCAAGAGCAGCUGGGAAGGUGUCCGUGCUGCAGCCCCCAUGUUCACAGGGUUCCUGGUGCUGCAUGCAGAGCCCGAGCACCGGCCACAGGUAGACCUGGAGCAGCUUCUUGUGGCACUGCAGCUCCUGCUGCGGGACCCAGCGCCAAGGGUGCGGGAGAAGGCUGCGGAGACACUGGGCCGCCUGGUGAAGUUCGCCUGAGGCCAACCAGGGCCCCUGCAAGCAAUACCCUCUGCCUGUGCCAGGCCAGCCCUCUGAAGGACCCUCUGUUGGCAGGCGGGGGAGAGGGGCAGGGGCAGGUGCCACCUGGACUCCAACCCCCGCCUCUGAAAGGAAGGUGCUGGACGCCAGAUGGGGCAGGGACAAGUCAGCCUGCCCUAUUUCCCAAUAAAGCCAUUUGCUCCCAAA
Molecule: messenger RNA, 5477 nt
Organism: Chinchilla lanigera (long-tailed chinchilla)
Lineage: Eukaryota; Metazoa; Chordata; Mammalia; Rodentia; Chinchillidae
Gene: Mroh1
Product: maestro heat-like repeat family member 1
Exons: 44
Coding region: 345-5270 (1641 amino acids)
Cellular component (GO): cytoplasm
Molecular function (GO): protein binding
Source: RefSeq, a predicted model, not a curated record